Lactuca saligna is the source of this 1440-nucleotide messenger RNA. NCBI's taxonomy places the organism in Eukaryota, Viridiplantae, Streptophyta, Magnoliopsida, Asterales, Asteraceae. The record is from the annotation of a GenBank genome assembly.
AUGGCACAUUCUAUAGAUAUUGAAGUAGACGUUAAUGGAGAACACAUUUUCAUUAUUGAUAAGAGAAUUCUUGCUUCUUAUUCGAAUCGAGUAAGCGAAUUAUCCACAAAACUCACCGGCUACACAAAACUGAAAUUCAACGAUUUCCCAGGUGGCGCAGAGAGUUUCGAGCUUAUUACAAGAUUCUGCUACAACAAUGGCAGCAUCCUAAUAACUCCAUCCAACAUAUUCUUGCUUCACUGUGGUUGUACUUUCAUGGAAAUCCCUAUCUUGAUCACGCAAACCGAGUUGUACCUUGAAGGCAUCCAUUACUUGACAUGGUCUGAAUUCAUAAACGGUUUAAAACAAUGCCAGAUUCUAUUUUCUACCAUGAGCACCCAUCCAUGUUUUCAAGAAUUCUUGAAUACCCUUCUUGGAAAUCUCUCUCUUCCUAGUUCAUAUCCUUCAUCAAACAGCUCUAGUUUUCGGUUUUCUUCAAGCGAUACGACUCCAAAAAGUUCAAGAUCCGAAACCCUUUUAGAUUGUUGGAAGUUUGAUGAUCUUACUUUCUUGGAAAUCGAUUUAUUUGAAAAAGUAAUAAAAUCCAUGAUUCUUUUACACUUUGAGCACCCUAGAAUUUGUUCAUUCAUCCUCCAUUACCAGAAAUCUAAAUUCUUUUUAUGUUCUUCCAGACGUCAAAAGUGUAAACUCUUAGAAACGACCAUUAAUCUAUUGAGUUCGCUUAAUGAGAGCUCGUUUUCUUGUCGAGAAUUACUAGAUGUUUAUGGAACGAGCUUGAUUUUGAAUAUGAAAACACCCGAAAGAUUAAAGUUGGAAACUUUUCUUGGAUCGCGUUUAGAUGAGUUUAGAAUAGAUGAUUUACUUGUUCGUGGGAAGAAAAAGCAAGCGUUCGAUGUCGACUUGACUUUGAGAUUGAUCAAAGUUUUUCUACUCGAAAGAAGGAUUUUUGGGUUCUUUCCACAUCGUGCAAAGAAAGUGGGGUUUUUGGUGGAUUUGUUCAUGAUAGAGGUGGCUGUUGAUCCUUUCCUUAAACCAUCAAAGUUUAUAGCAUUAGGCAUGGCAUUGCCAGAUUUUUCAAGAGAAUCUCAUGACAGAAUCUACCAUGCAAUCGAUUUGUACCUUCAGGUGCAUCGAGAUUUCAGUGAAGAUCAAUGUUCGAAGAUUUGGAGUAUCCUUGACUUCAGCAAAGUCUCAACGCUGACAAGUGGAUUUCUCCUUGUAAGAAACACGAAUUUCUUACCAUUUCAGAAGCAAAAUAAGUUCAAGACUUCAUUGUUUCAUGACUUUGUGUUUCACAAAUUUCCUCAAUACGUCAAAAAUACAAAUAAAAAGGAGAAACCAAGGGCAAAAGGUGUACUACAUGCACGUAGGUUUACGCAAAAGAGAUCAAAAAUUAUCGAUCCAUGCAAUGUUAAAUCCUUACCGCGACUCUGUCAUUAG